AGCAGCAUGUCGCUAUUCUUCUUCCGGUUGCACAAUCUCCAGCGCGAGGAGGCAAACAAGAAGCGCAAAAAGCAACAACAGCAGCAACAGCAGCAGCAGCGCCAGCGGCAACGGCGCGGUGCCAAAGUCUUCCGGGGUGUAUCCUGUAAUUCCGGCUUCAGCCACCUGACGCUUGGACCGUCUCGGCUCUUCGAGAAGACACCCAUGAGCCCGUCCGACAGUCUCGACGAGAUUGCACUGCAGAUCCCCAGAGUACGGGUAGAAUAUUAUGUAAAUGAAAACACAUUCAAAGAAAGACUGCAACUAUAUUUUAUAAAGAAUCAACGAUCAAGUUUAAGGAUCCGUAUCGCAAAUUUAUUCUUUAAGUUAUUAACUUGCAUACUAUACAUAUUUCGGGUAGUUACGGAUCUGAAUCCAACGUUUGCAACUUGUUACGGCUGUAAGGUGGGCAACAAAACGGAAUUCUUGUGGUCGGCAACACGUACCGAGGAAGCAUUUCAGGAAGAUCCCAUCAUCAAUUGGGACGCGAUCCUAUGGGUUAAUCGGCCAACCGAGCUGUGGGCCGUUCAGUUGGUGCUGGCACUUGUUUCACUCACAGAAGCGCUGCUCAUGGCGUACCUAGGAUAUAAGGGCAACAUCUGGCAGCAAAUUCUAUCGUUUCAUUUUAUUCUGGAGCUCGUUACAACGAUACCAUUCACAGUGACGAUUUUAUGGCCUCCAUUCAGGAACUUAUUCAUUCCAGUGUUUCUUAACUGCUGGCUCGCUAAACGAUCGCUCGAGAACAUGUUUAACGAUCUCCACCGAGCGAUGCAAAAGUCACAAUCAGCGCUAUCACAACAACUAACGAUACUGUCAGCAACUCUUCUCUGUCUAGUGUUUACAAGCGUUUGCGGUAUACAGCACUUUCAACGGGCUGGGCAUCGACACCUCAAUCUGUUUCAGAGCACCUAUUACGUGGUGGUAACAUUCUCGACUGUUGGGUAUGGUGACUUUGUGCCUGAUAUCUGGCCUUCCCAACUUUUCAUGGUCAUCAUGAUCUGUGUAGCACUGAUAGUACUUCCAACGCAAUUUGAGCAGCUGGCGUUCACGUGGAUGGAGCGCCAGAAGCUAGGAGGCAGUUACUCCUCACACCGGGCACAAAGUGAGAAGCACGUCGUUGUUUGUUCGACUACGCUGCACGCGGACACUAUCAUGGACUUCCUGAACGAGUUUUACGCUCAUCCGUUGCUGCAGGACUACUACGUCGUACUGCUCAGCCCAAUGGAACUCGACACCACCAUGCGAAUGAUCCUGCAGGUACCGAUCUGGGCUCAACGCGUCAUCUACAUCCAGGGCUCCUGUCUUAAAGACGGGGAUCUGGCGCGAGCUCGCAUGGCCGAAGCUGAGGCGUGCUUCAUACUGGCUGCCCGCAGCUACGCCGACAAGACAGCCGCGGACGAACACGCUAUUCUGCGUUCCUGGGCCGUGAAGGACUUCGCACCCAAUAUCCCACAGUAUGUGCAAAUUUUCCGACCAGAGAAUAAACUGCAUGUAAAGUUUGCCGAGCAUGUCGUCUGCGAGGAUGAGUUCAAAUAUGCAUUGCUCGCUAACAACUGCACAUGCCCCGGGGCGAGCACACUCGUUACGCUGUUGCUACACACUUCACGGGGACAGGAAGGCCAACAGUCUGCGGAAGAGUGGCAUCGGUUGUACGGCAAAUGCUCAGGCAACGAGAUUUAUCACAUCGUGCUCGGGGACAGCCGGUUUUUCGGUGAAUACGAGGGGAAAAGUUUCACCUACGCCAGCUUUCAUUCGCAUCGCAAAUACGGAGUGGCCUUAGUCGGAGUGCGACCCGCAGAGCUGCCUGAGUUUUAUGAAGAAACGAUCUUGCUCAAUCCUGGACCGCGCCACAUUAUGAAGAAGGAUGACACUUGCUAUUACAUGAGCAUCACCAAAGAGGAAAACUCGGCCUUUGUGGUGAACCAGAACCAAAAUCAAAGUCCCGAUCAACCUCCGAAGGAAGUAACCGCGAACAACAACAACAACAACAGCAGUAGCAACAACAACCACAACAUCAACAACAACAUCGUCAUCGGUGCCAGGGGUAGUUCCGUACCACCCAUGGCCCCAGUGCCUUCGGUCUGUGUGCGCGUGCCGCAUAGUCCCAGUCUCAAUUCGACCAACUCUGACAGUCCCGGCUCACCGUGGGCUAUUAGCAAGACGGUCGGUCACGACUUCACGACACUGGCCGUGCCAACGACCUACACGGAAAGUGUUACUACUGGCGGAAGCAAUGCGGUGGCAGGUACUACAGCUGUCACCAGCACUAUCACUAUAUCGGAUUCCAAGCCCAAUCUCAAAGAAAGUGUGGUCGCCCCCUUCGCUGGGAAUACUCAAACCACCACCGCAACUACGACCACGACAACCCAAUCAACGUUAGGACCUCCAACUAUUUCAUCUGCAAACCAUCUCGAGAUACCUAGCGGCAACAAUCCAAAUCUGCUCAGUCCAGAUAUCCUCAAUCAACGAAGAGGCAGUCGAAGACCAUCGAUUCUACCAGUGCCGGACAUGUUCACAUCGUCAUCGUUUAGUAUCUCCGGCGAGGACGGAAUCGACGGGGAGGACAACGAGAGUGACGACGAAAUCGACGAUGACGUGCCCUGGCGAUCACCAUCGGAGAAAAUUGCUUGCGGAAGUGCAGAUCUUUCGCUCCUGCAAACGGUUUCGCUCGUUCUGAGCUCAUCCGGCGAAUCGAAAUGUUGUAGUUCAACAUCCGAUACCAAAGAUUCAACUCACACACCCCCUGCAUGGCAAACAGACUGUUCCCGGAUCGUGAAAGGGUUUCCACCGGUUUCACCCUUCAUUGGCGUAAGUCCAACUUUGUGUUUUCUACUCAAGGAAAAGAAACCUCUCUGCUGCCUACAACUUGCUCAAGUCUGCGAACAUUGUAGCUAUAGAAACGCAAAGGAAUACCAAUGGCAAAAUAAAACCAUAAUUCUAGCUGCCGAUUAUGCAUCCAAUGGCAUCUACAACUUCAUUAUUCCGUUGAGAGCUCACUUUCGUUCGAAAACGUCGCUCAAUCCGAUCAUCCUAUUGCUGGAACGACGACCCGACAUUGCCUUUUUAGAUGCUAUCUCCUAUUUCCCACUGGUGUAUUGGAUGCUGGGCUCAAUCGACUGCCUAGACGAUCUACUUCGGGCUGGUAUUACUUUGGCGGAGAAUGUUGUUGUCGUGAACAAGGAGCUAUCAAAUUCAGCCGAAGAAGAUACACUAGCUGACUGUAAUACCAUCGUUGCUGUGCAGACUAUGUUUAAAUUUUUUCCAAGCAUUCGUAGCAUCACCGAACUGUCCCAAAGCUCAAAUAUGAGGUUCAUGCAGUUCCGCGCUCACGACAAAUACGCACUGCAUCUCAGUAAAAUGGAGAAGCGAGAGAAGGAGCGAGGCUCUCACAUAUCAUAUAUGUUUCGGUUACCAUUUGCGGCCGGCAACGUUUUCAGUGCUUCAAUGUUGGACACACUGCUUUAUCAAGCAUUCGUGAAGGACUAUGUGAUUACAUUUGUGCGACUGUUGCUCGGCAUCGAUCAAGCACCGGGCAGUGGGUUCCUCACUUCGAUGAAGAUCACGAAAGAUGACAUGUGGAUACGUACAUACGGCCGGCUGUAUCAGAAGCUUUGCUCCACCACGUGCGAAAUUCCGAUUGGUAUCUACCGUACCCAGGACACGUCCAAUGCGGAUGCAUCACAUGUGAGUAAUUCGCCAGUCGCCGAAAAAUGGCGUCCGUUUGGAUCUUUCGGGACCUUUAAACAUUGUGUGCGGUUGCGACCAUCGCGAGGACUUUACCAAGAAAGCAAUGAUACGAACCUAUCAAAAUAUGAAGAGGAAGUGGUUACAACUACCGCCACCGCUAGUAGUACAUCGGCCAGUGGUGUACCGAUCAAGGGUGUUGCGGAAGCGAACCUCAGGGGUAUAACGUACCGGCCGCCGCCGUCUGUAAUCCGCAAGUCAUCGUCCUGUCUGGGUGGAUGCACCGCCCGUAAAGGAUCGAACUACUCAAUAAAUAUGGCAGACGAGGCGCGCGAUAAUCAUGUGCAACAGAUCGAACGGGCCGAGAUCGCAAAUCUGGUGCGCAGUCGGAUGGAGUCACUCAAUCUCCCUAGCAUCGAUUAUGACGACGUUAGUGAAAAGCGUAACCACUUGUCCUACGUUAUCAUCAACCCAUCGUGCGAUCUAAAGCUAGAGGAGGGCGAUAUCAUUUACCUGGUGCGACCCUCUCCCUUCUCGGCCCAGAAAACUUUUGAGCGGCACAACUCGCGCCGAAAAUCAAAUAUAUCAUUCUGCUCCAACAUCAAUCUGACGGCGGCGACGGCCGGUUCACGGCGCGGUUCCGGCAUCGGGCUGAAUACCAUCGGUGGACCUCAGCCGAUGUCAGGUUACGUAACGCCCCGGGCGCCUCCGCUGGUCACAACAAAAUCGAAUUCUCUAUCUCUUCCAGAUAGUCCUAAUGCAAUGGGACAGAUGCGGGGAAGGAGCAACUCCUUAAGGAUUGACAGCGACAUCCUACUUAGACGGUCCAAUUCACUGCGACAGGGACUACCGAACAUCGGAGCAUCGGGACGUCGGAAGUCAUCGUUGGAAGAGAUUGGUAUUAGCCACUUUGCGACACUGAUGCAAGCGACAAAUCACUCGAAUCCAAUCAAGAUUGCUUUGAACGGAAGCAUCGGAUUGGAGGUAACUCCUCCAGAAGAACCAUUACCCAUCAUUGGAGUACCUUGUCUGAGCGGUGGUAUUAAUCCGUCCACUCUCGGUGGACCUGGUUCCGGGCUGGGAGGAUCGACACUCGGCGGUUCCACACUAGGUGGUUCCACGCUUGGACUAUGCACCUCAAUAGAUACCAAUAAUAGCGCCUCCACGCCGAACAUUCAGAUGCAGAACGAAUCCUCCCAGCAACCGCAACAUUUGCAUGGUACGAUCGUAUGA
This is a messenger RNA of Anopheles marshallii, 4956 nucleotides long. It is a transcript of the gene SLO2, whose product is annotated as potassium channel subfamily T member 2. Gene Ontology annotation, biological process: potassium ion transport. Bases 7 to 4956 code for a protein of 1649 amino acids. The transcript is spliced from 29 exons. Gene Ontology annotation, molecular function: intracellular sodium-activated potassium channel activity. Gene Ontology annotation, cellular component: membrane. Lineage: Eukaryota; Metazoa; Arthropoda; Insecta; Diptera; Culicidae. The record is from RefSeq and is a predicted model, not a curated record.